AUGCUUGUCCGGCCACAGACACUCCUGAGAGGUUCACUGCGGCCAAAUGCAUUCACCCAGAGACCACCGCCACUCCUGCGACCGCUCACCACCCGCUCUCUCCACUUCAUCUCUCCGUCCCCACAACUCGCACGACCACCGCUCUCACACGCCCGCUGGGCUCGCCCGAACCCCCUGGCCCGCUUCAAUUCUUCCACAAGAACCCUCUCUACUACCCCCGACCCCUCACAACCGCCCCCAUCCGACUCCAAACCCUCCGCACCUCUCUCUUCCCUCCUCGGGUCCAACAAGCAAGAACGGCGCGAGAACAUCUACACGAUCCCGAAUGCCCUGACGGUCGGUCGGGUCAUUGCGUGUCCUGCGAUCGGGUACUAUAUCCUCAAGGGGGACUUGGCGACCGCGACGGGGUUGCUGUUCGUUGCGGGCGUGUCGGAUCUGCUCGACGGCUGGCUCGCGCGGCGUUUCAAUAUGGGAUCCGUCCUCGGCAGCAUCCUCGAUCCCGCGGCCGACAAGCUCCUCAUGACGACGAUGGUGAUAACGCUCGCCAUGCGUGACAUGCUUCCCUUACCCCUCGCCAUCUUGAUUCUGGGAAGGGACAUCGCACUCUCCAUCUCGGCCUUCUACUUCCGCUACGCCUCUCUCCCUCCUCCCAAAACCUUUUCCCGCUACUGGGACUUCUCCAUCCCCUCCGCCUCUGUCCACCCGACCACAAUCUCCAAAUACAACACCUUCUUGCAACUCGUCCUCGUGGGGGCUUCGACUGUCGCGCCAUUGGUUCCUUGGGACGUAUCGAUGCCUUUGACGGCUCUGCAGUGGAUUGUAGCGGGUACGACAGUCUGGAGCGGCCUGUCAUACGUCGGAGCGGGCUCAAGCGCCGCAGUCAAGUACAUCAAGUGA
Rhodotorula toruloides NP11 is the source of this 897-nucleotide messenger RNA. RefSeq names its product cardiolipin synthase. The record is from RefSeq and is a predicted model, not a curated record. Gene Ontology annotation, cellular component: membrane; mitochondrion. NCBI's taxonomy places the organism in Eukaryota, Fungi, Basidiomycota, Microbotryomycetes, Sporidiobolales, Sporidiobolaceae. The transcript is spliced from 5 exons. Gene Ontology annotation, molecular function: cardiolipin synthase activity. Bases 1 to 897 code for a protein of 298 amino acids. Gene Ontology annotation, biological process: cardiolipin biosynthetic process.